Anneissia japonica is the source of this 7504-nucleotide messenger RNA. RefSeq names its product F-box/LRR-repeat protein 20-like. Lineage: Eukaryota; Metazoa; Echinodermata; Crinoidea; Comatulida; Comatulidae. Gene Ontology annotation, cellular component: SCF ubiquitin ligase complex. Bases 385 to 1686 code for a protein of 433 amino acids. The record is from RefSeq and is a predicted model, not a curated record. Gene Ontology annotation, molecular function: protein binding. The transcript has 13 exons. Gene Ontology annotation, biological process: SCF-dependent proteasomal ubiquitin-dependent protein catabolic process.
CAAUGUUAGAUGUAACGAUUAUCCAGAUUGGCUGCUUCCCUUGAAGCCUACCCAACGUUCUUGGAUAUAUAUAGGCCUUAAAUGUUCAUAGUGAAUCGUAAUUGACAGUAUAACGCUGCCUAUCUUACAUAUAUGACGACGAAAAAAACCAUAUUUGAUCAAAUCUGAUUUUGGAUAUGUACAAAAUUGUGGUUAAAUCCACUGCGUUUUGUUGAUUGACAUUAUCCCAAUCAACCAAUGGGAUCGCUGGGUUUCUUACUUAGGGUCGAAUGUUUAUUAAAAUCCACAGAGCCAUGUUUAUAUGCAGAGUUGUUUUUGUGAGUAGAAACGGAAGGAGGACUCUGAUAUCUUUGCCUCUUCCAACUCUCAUUUAAAGUUUUAAACAUGACUAACAGCAUAAGGAGUCGCAGUGAUCUUUGGAGUUUAUCAGCAGAUGAAUCUUUGGUGAACAGAAAGUUACCAAAAGAACUGACAUUAAGGAUCUUCUCCUAUCUGGAUUUCGUCAGUUUAUGCAGGUGUGCCCAGGUGUCAAAGUAUUGGAAUGUACUGGCUCUUGAUGGCAGCAAUUGGCAAAAGGUGGAUCUUUUUAACUUCCAAACAGAUAUUGAGGGCCCAGUAGUUGAGAACCUUUCAAAAAGAUGCGGAGGAUUCCUUAAGCAGCUGAGUCUACGAGGAUGUCAGAGCAUCACCAAUGAUGCCAUGAGAAUAUUUGCACAUAAUUGUCCGAAUAUAGAAGAAUUGAAUUUGGAGAAUUGCAAGAAAAUUGGUGAUCCGACAUGCUCUAGUCUAAGUAAAUACAGCAAGAAGCUGCGGUACCUAUCGCUUGAGUCAUGCACGUCCAUCACAGAUAUGGGAUUAAAGUCAUUAAGUGAUGGCAAUACUAACCUCAUCCAUUUGAAUAUUUCUUGGUGUGAGGAGAUUUCGGAUAAUGGAAUUGAAGCAAUCGCCAGGGGAUGCACAAAGCUCCAACACCUAAUCUGUAAAGGAUGUUUUAAGAUAACUGAUGAUGCUAUGAAAAGUUUAGGUACCUAUUGUCAAGACUUAACCACUUUGAAUGUACAACAAUGCCAGCAACUAACCGAUGAAGGCAUGCAAAAAUUAGCAAUUGGAACGCAACGAUUAUGUUCAUUAUGUUUGUCAAGUUGCAUACACCUAACAGACCAAACGCCAGUAGCGCUAAGUAACUAUUGUCCGAAACUACGGACGUUAGAGGUAGCAAGCUGUUCACAGUUCACAGACAACGGUUUUGGUGCAUUAGCAAAAAAAUGUCGAGAUCUUAGAAAAAUGGAUCUUGAAGAAUGUGUCUUGAUUACAGAUGUCACACUUAGUCAUUUAGCCAAUGGCUGCCCUCUACUGACCAAUCUUAGUUUGUCUCAUUGUGAGUUGAUAACAGAUGAAGGCAUACGCCAUAUAGGAACAAGUGCGUGCUCCACCGAACACCUUGAAGUUAUCGAACUCGACAACUGCCCUCUAAUCACAGACGCUUCGUUGGAGCAUCUCAUGGGUUGUCAAAAUCUAGAACGUAUUGAAUUAUUUGACUGUCAGCUUAUUACAAGGGCCGGCAUUCGACGUCUUAGGAGCCAGUUACCAAAUAUUAAAGUACAUGCAUACUUUGCACCGCUAACACCACCCCCAUCUGUUGGUGGUGGGCGGCAACGGUACUGCAGGUGUUGUACAAUAGUGUGAUAAUAUGCGACGUUGUCCAGUUGUUCGUUGGCAUAUAAGUAUAUGUGGUAAUGGUCAAGUCGGUAACAUUUGUUCAAGGUAUUGCAAUCGCUUGUUGAUUGUUGGGUUAAUUAUUGCAGGUGAGAAUGCAAAUUAGGACAGGUGAGUGAUGUAAACUAUGAAAAUUAGGACAUUGUUUAAACAGGUGGACAUUCUAAUUGGCAUGUGCUUAUGAUGACAGAUGGGACAUUUUAGUAAGUCAGACAUGCAAGUGUUAACAGGCUUGGCAUAUGCGCUACAAUAAGUACAAUAUGGUGAUUAGUGUUAUCAUAAAUAUCUUUAUUUUUUGGAGUGCAUUAAGCAGGGCCUAUCUGAACAGUGGGACCAUCCGGAAAAGUAAAUGUUGCAUGUUGUACCUUUAAAGAUCAUGAAUGAAAAUAUUAACCAAAAGGUAAAAGGCAGGACUGUGUUUGUCAGCUUGGAUAGGUGCUGGCAGUCUAAUAUGCAUAAUUGAUUCCAUGGUAUAACAAGUGAUUCGUAAACCCAUUCCAAUUAUAAAGUAGAGGAUAUUAGCAUUAUACAGUAUAGAACAAGCUUUAAAACAGAUAAAUCUGAAAUAACUUUUAAAGUUGUUCUAAUGAAUUGAACUCUGUGCUGGUUUAUUUGGUCAGGUACUUGACCUUAAAGACCAUAUCUUUGGUUCAUAUUAAAUUGCUUGUACUCCUGUCUGUAAGAUUUAUGGCCUUAGCACUGUUGCAAUUAUGUCACAUAUAGUUUAAUAUAGUUUUUAAAAAAAGAAUUAUUUACUAGCAUAUCUCUAAAAAAAAAUGUUUCUUUUGAUAGAAAUAUUUAAAAUCCUCAAUCAGUCAUUUACCAUUUUAAAAAGGUGGACCAGAUCCUAAGUUAAGUUUGUGGAAUUGUGUAAGAACAACAAUAUUCACUGGUAAUAGUAUCCAUUGUUCAUAUGAAAAAAUUAUCAUGUGGAAUAUUCAAUAGAUUUUGCUUGUUUUAAGUGGUAGGUCAAUAAAGGGUGUUAUUGCAUGUCCUCGUUAAUUUGUUUUUAAAAACUUAAUGCUAAGGCUAACUCUUAGGGUUGUUAUUUACAGUUUUGCACACUCUGUAUCCGACCCGUUAACAAUGCAAGUCAUAAUAUUUUUUUUAUUAUUCAAAUUAGAUAAAAACUUGUCAAUACGGUUAAUUUUUUUUUUUCAUAUACGUACAUAUUUAACAUUCAUUAAACAAACGUUACAGUUAAUUUAUUCAAUUUUGAGGUAUUAAUACAAAAUAUACAUAUAGUAGUGAAAGAGAAUUGUGUGGGAUAAUAAAUGCGAGCUAGAAGUUAAUUAUAACAUCAGCUUGAGAUACAGUAACUCUAAAAAAGGACCAGCAAUUCAGAUCAAGAAAUUUAUUUUAUUAAGAAAUACAGCAUUAUUCUGGAAAUGUAUUGUCAUUGUAUUGUGGUGGGUGCACUGUUCAAACACUGUGAAAUUACACCAUGAAAGCAAGUGACUUCACACAAUGAAGCAAGUUAAUUUGUUGUAAGGUGUCGGGCUUCCACUCCGACGAUCAUGUUUCGGUUCCUUUUCUGCUCGUAUUACUUUCGUCCCUGGGGAAAAAAAAAUUUGCUUUAUCUACAUGAGCCUUUCUUCACCCAGAAGGAUUUAAAUGAAUCCUGUGUGAGGAUGUGUAUAUUCUUAAUGUUGAAAUUAAUACACAUGUGAUAUAUGACUACAUGCGUAUGAAAAUCCCACAUAGAGCACAUGAUAGCAUCAUGCACAUUUAGCUAUGUAUCAAAUUACAGGAGGUGAUAUUAAUAAUGUGAAAAAUUGUAACACUUCCUUCCAAAUCAGAAAGUGAUUAAAUAUUGAUUAUAAAAACAGUAAAAGUAAUAAUUACUAUCAUUUUUAUUACUAUGAUCAUUUUUAUUCAUGGAGAUCUAUAACAAAAAUGAGUACAAAGAAAUCAUUGCAACUGAUUCUGUAAGUUUAAUAUUUCAGUAUUUAUGAUGCAUCUGUUACAGUUUGGUAAAUAUAAAAAAAACAUGGAUAACAGAUUCAUUGCACAAGUGAAUAUGAUCAUACAAUAGGGCAUGCAAGAAUCAUUUGUUUACAGAAAUAAUGAUAUUCAUUAUAAUAAACUAGCGGUUUAUGCGAUUAAUGGACCUUCCGAAGUGUCAAUCAAAUUUUAUAAAUGGCCAAUCAGAAAAAGGCCAGGAAUAUGCACACCUUCUUUAGAACUGCACGUCUUUAACAUUUGAAAAAUCAAAAUUCUUUUUCCAUCAAAAAUAUUUAUAAGAUAUUUAAUGUGGAUGAAUAACUGCAAUAUUUUCAAGAUUGGGGGAAUUAUAUAUGAAUCAUGUUGCUGAAAUCAUGAGAUUUAAAAAAAAUUAUGUAACCAUAAGGAAAAUAUAAGAUGUUUAUAUGAAGAUAUAUAUUUAUGUCGUCAUAAAUAACAUAUUGUCAUUAACAACUGUAAUUUGUAUAUGCUGGCUGCUGUAACUGAGAUUACAUCUGUAAAAUCCUGCUCACAAUGUUUUUGCGCCCCUUGUAUCUAGUGAUCCUUGCCAUGGUCUAACGUAACUUGUGUCAUGUAGCGAUAAUAUAUUAAACAUUGAUAAGCUAGCGCGUGUAUUAGUGCUAUUGUUGUGAAUAAGUUAUUUUUGGUUUAAAAAAAAGAAAAAUCAUUAGUAAUUAUAUAAUUGAUGUAAAAAAAUGAAAAUGAAAUGUUUCAUUGCUGAAAGUUGAGCAAACAAAGUCAGUGGUUCGUACAAAUGGUGUAAUUCCUUUAUUUUGGAUUUUGAAAAAAAUGAAAUUUUAAAUAAAUACAAGUUGAAUGGGAAUAAUGUUGGCAGUAAAGACAUACUGUCUGUAUUAAAGACUUAGCCAAUAAAAUUCAAAUUAAGUUAUAAGAUUAGAAUGAGAAAAUUGCAAUUGGUUUUUUUUUUCUUCAACUAAAUUGCAAAUUAGUUGCAGUUAGUUUCAACUGUAUUCUGAGACCGUUAAAAUCUUGUAGACCUUUCUGGGGUGUCAAUAAAACUUAACUCACCAGCCAACAAGUACAUGUGUUGUCUCAUAAAUGAAUAAAUGUGUUCGCGUACGUUUUUCCAAAGUCGUUUUGUGGGACAGCAGCAACAUGAAGGGGCGGACUCAGUGGAAAGUAAAUCAUGAUGUGUCUUAUUUGAAUAUGAUAACCUAUUUCAUCCUUUAGAUGAGAAAUUCAAAUUAGUUUGUCUACUGCCCUCUAUAGGUCAAAAACAGUCAGCAUCUGUAUGCCAGUGAUUAACUAGGUUUUCGCAAACAAUGCUGUAGUAAAUAUUCAGUAUUUUUAUAUUUGCAGGAUUCCCAAGUCUCCCGAAACUCCUUGGAGUCUCCCGGAAAUUGGUAUGGUCUCCCACACUCCCGCAAACAAGCAAAAAUCUCCCGCAAAUUCAGUUUUUUAAAUUUUGGCCUAAAUUUGGUUGCCGAUUAUUUUUUUCAGUCUGACAGUGGCCAUUUCUGGGCUUCUUAAGGUGCCUAUUCUAAAAAAUCUCAUCACCUCAGCCUCAAUCAUGGUGGGCCUGAUUUUUUCUCAUAGAAUAAUAUAUAGAGCCCCGAAUGUCAUUAAACGAAUCUCCCGGAAAUGGAUUUUUCCAAUUUAGGACCCUGUAUAUGUGCCUGAUCCCCUAUUGUAGGAGAAUUUAAAUUGUUUAUGGGAACAAUAAAACUGAAUAAUGGUAAUUAAAAUAUAACAAAAAAAGCAGUAGACAUGUUUUUCAUUCAGAGCAUUUUUUAGAUUGAUGCUCAGAGUCUAGAUUUUAACACAAACGUAUGUCUUUACAGCUUGACACUUUUAGUACAGACAUAUUCAAUCAUUUUGUUUUAACACUUUUUUUGCCACCUGUAUGUAAAUUAUUCCACAUGAUAUUAAUUUAAUUUGAAUCACCACUUGUCAUUCCAAUUUACACCAUGUUGUUACCAUGGCAUAACUAUGGCGUUACCACAGCAUCACUAUGGCAUUUCCAAAGUGGAAUGUUAAUUUGAAACGACCCAACGUUGUAAUUGUGUGUAAAAUAAAUAUUUAUUCUUCCCUUUGCAAUGCUAAGUUUAUAUAUUUGUAAAAUAUUUUGCAUAUUUAGAAAAAAAAGUAUUUAUAAUAAUCAUUGUUAAAAAUAUGCAUGCUUUUUGUAUCCAUUAAAUGUUAGUAAUAAUUUCAUUUGUAUGUUAAUUUUAUCAGACUAUAUUUUAAUAUGUGUUAACAUGCAUACAAAUUACUGAACUGAAUAUACUGUAGGGCUCAUCUUUAUCCAAUUCUGUUGUAUAUUCAUUCGUUUUGUUUAUAUGCAUUUUAAAUAUUUGCACAUUUUUGCCAUUCUUUUAGUAAUACCUCUUAAUCAGUCCUGAACUGUUUUAUUAUUGAUAAAAAAAACCAAAAAAACAAUUGUUUAUUUGUUCAUUCAUUAUGCUGUCAUGAAAUUAAAUCUUUGUCAUCACUCAUUUUUCUCAUUGCCACUAUGUUUAAUAUUAACAUUUGUAUUUUGAUUAUGUUCAUCAAGAAAUCAUCUUUCUCAAUUUCAAUAUUUUUUAUUUAUUAUUAACAAUCAUGUUUUUAAAUGUCAUAAUCAUAACUACCAUCGUCAUUCUUUUAUUUGAAUCAUCAAUUUAAUUCUUAAGAGCAGAGUCUGGUGAAAAAACUUUAUGUUAAUGUCCUCAAGUCCUUGUUCUGAAAUCUGAUCUGUUUAAAUCUGUCCAAUGAAAGAAUAUUUUCAUUUAUUAAUAUACAGUAAUCUUUCAAACUUCCUUAUUUUGAGGACGUUAAAAAUAUGAUUUACAGUAUUGCAAACAUUUACAGUCAAAUAAUGUAUUAGCUUCAAAAUAUAAAUGCAAUUUGUAAUAAUCAAUAAACUGAAUAUAUGCUCACAUUUUUGUUUUCAAUUUUCUCAUUAAGGUCCUCCCUACAUACCUUAGCUAUGUGCCCUACAUCGUCAUUAUUUUGUUUUUAUUCAGAGACCAAAUUUAUAGAUUUAGGGAAAAAAGUAAUAAUUAGUAUUAUUUAUUUGUGUAGAUUUUGCAUUGAAUGGUUCACACAAGAGGCCUUGAGGAGAGACAUAAAUGUUAAAAGUAUUAAUUAAUAAUAAGUAAUUAAACUUUCUGAUCAUUAUUUGUUAUCAACUAUCUUCAGAUGAUUUAUUUUUACCAAAUUUCACAAGAUUAAGAAAUAUUACACUACAUAUAAUAUAACUACAUACAGUCUUGAAGUGUAAAGUAAUAUAAAUAACAUUAGUGGUUAAACAUUGGCUUGGCAAAGGUAUGAUAAUGUAGGGGUGUGGGUGUGACAGAAUUGUCAAAUUCCAAAAACUGUUUAAAAAACUUGGCAAUUCUUUGCACAAUAUUUGUCAAGAAUAUAGUUGUCAUUUUAAACUAGGGUAAGAUUGCCAACAAACUUGCAUAAAUGGAUGUUGAACAAAAAUUAUUGAUAUUAAUAAAGUUAUAUACAGUAUCUAUUUUGGUUCCUUUCUCACCGACUACUGUACGUAUAGAAGGAAUGGGAUGUAAACUGAAAUGCAUUGUGGAAGGUAUUUAAUCUGCAGACUUGUCAAAACUAGUGUAUUGCUAGGAACUGUAAGUUUUAAGAAAACUUUAAUAAUGUUUAUAGUUAUAGAAUAUUUAUUUGAAAUCUUCCAAUGAUUUUGGUGUCCAGCUGUGCUUUGUAGACGUUUAAGGCCAGAAAUAUGAGAGUAAAGAUUCUUUGUUUGAAUACAAUGAUUUUCUUUUUAAAAGAAAUGAUUUAUGCAUUGCUAAUGUUGAAAAGGUUGAGAUAAUAAAAAGAAAAAAGCUUAUAAAUGUAUAAGAAAAUUGAAAAA